Molecule: messenger RNA, 905 nt
Organism: Magallana angulata
Lineage: Eukaryota; Metazoa; Mollusca; Bivalvia; Ostreida; Ostreidae
Exons: 6
Coding region: 296-859 (187 amino acids)
Source: RefSeq, a predicted model, not a curated record
AGGGCUCCUCCCAUCCUGGCAAACAAACCCUUCCUCUGGAAAUAAUUCUGGAAUCGCCCACGAGACGAGCAUGAAAUCGAUGAUAUAGAUGAUUGCAACCGGCGAUGAUGAGGAAGAGGUCGCUGAUGAUCGGCGCCGGCCAUUUUUGUCUUUGUGUGACUCUCACCAUCAAAGGAUGUGGGCCCGCGGUAUUUCCAGGCUUCCUUUAUUGAAUAAUUCAAUACGUACAGGAGUACGCAAGUUUCCGUUGAUUUCCAAGAUAAGCAUCAGAUAGUGGGAUCGAUCAACACAGAGAAUGUCAAAGACACCACUAAUUAAAAUGAUCGCCCUGGUAGUGAUGACGUCACUUUUCCAGGAAAGCUGGUGUUUGAUUGGUCUGAUAGGAGCGCCCCCGCACUCCUCUGCUUACCACCAUCCCCGGGGACUGCUAAUGGCAUGGCCAACUCCUCAUCCAGUUCCAUCAAAUGACCACAGAUCUGACGCCUCUGUCACCAGGACACCUCUCCAUCACAGUCUACUCAACAGCUUCCGGUGCCAAACACGUGCUCUGAAAUCUCUGAUCAAAAAUAGGUCCCGACUCCAUGACGUCGAGAGCUGGAUUCGUUUUUGUUCUCAAGACCCAAAAGAUGUUAUACUAUCCGAUUGCAGACAGUCAGUUCAAACGUGCACCAUGACGUCAGCCAGAGAACUUCUCUCGGUACCAGGAUGUUUCCCGGUAUCCCGGAUGUUGAAUUGUCUUGAGAAAACAAUGACAUCCUGUUUCAAAAGCCCCCGUGCUGCAAUGUCAGUAUUCAGACACCUUCAGAGUGCAUGCAUACGACAUCGACAUGACGUCACGCCUAACAUAAAUUCCACAUGACUAAUGUGAAUUGUAACGAGCAAAUUUAAUAAAAAUGUACCAAAAA